AUGGCGUACUUCGCAUUCCGCCGCCAGCCACUCCAGACCUUCUACUACCUCUACGUCGCCUUCUCGCUGCUGCUCGUCCGCGUACCAUACUGGACCAUCCGCUAUGCGCUCCCGUCUACGCGCCCUGUGCCGUGGUCUCUCGGCCGUAUGGUACUCGUGAAGUGCUAUCGCGUCCUAAUCACGACCAUCUUCCGCACGACGGUCACUACGAUGUGCUUUGACCCCACCGCGGUCGAGAAGUCUGGCAAAGGCGACCAGCUCGGGCUCGUGUGGACGGAGCCCGCACCCGACCUCAUCGUGCUCGACGAGAUCAAAGAGGCGGCGCGCGUAAACAACAUCAAGCCUGAGCGUACCGCCGGUUACUGGUUGGGCAAACGUGGCCCCGACGGCAAGGUCGGACAGCAAGCUGGUCCCGACGAGAAGGUUAUCUACGGCUUCCACGGGGGCGGCUUCGUCAUGGGCUCUGCGCACCCGGACUUCGCAACGGGGUACAUCUACCGCAAGAUGUUUGACUACGUCCCGAAGGGCUACGAGCGCAUCUUCCAGUGCGAGUACCGGCUCUCCUGGAGCGACCCGCUCCCCGCCCAGGGCGCCUUCCCCGCAGCCCUCUUUGACGCGCUCGCGGGCUACCAGUACCUCGUGCGCGACCUCGGCUUCAAGCCCUCGAACAUCCUCAUCAUGGGCGAAUCUGCAGGCGCGAACCUCGCGCUCCAGCUCACGCGCUACCUCGCACAAAACGCACUUCCUUCGCUCGGCGCCGGUCCGGAGCCCGGCGCGGCGAGCCCACGCGGGCAGCUCCUGCUUUCUCCCGCGUCGGACUGGGGGCACACGCAAGAAGGGCCGGAGUCGUCAUUCGCGCGCAACUGGGAUAACGACAUGGUGCACGACUUCUUCGAGGGCUUCCCGACGCAGGCGCUCAUCGGGCACCUCCCGCCCGCAGCCGCCUGGGAGAAUUCGUGGAUCUCCCCGGGGUCGACGCGCAUCCCGAACCCGGAUGGGCUGUUCAGGGAUCUGCCCCCGACGUGCAUUAUCAUCGGGGGCGGGGAGAUGAUGCUCGACCCGGUGCGCACGCUGCGCGACCGGCUUGUCGCGGACAUCGGGGUGCGUGCGGUCACGUACGUCGAGAUCCCGCACGCGGCGCAUGUCCCGAUGACCCACGCUUGGCACGAGCCGGAGAACACGCAGGGGUACGAGGCGUCGAAGCAGUGGCUCGAGUCGCUUGAGUGAGGAAAGCGCAGCGCAGGUCCGUUGGUCUGUAGGUUACACGCUCCAUAAUCCUGUGUAUGUUCGUAUGGCGCGCGCUCUGGUGGUAUACCCCUGUUGUCAAUGUUACUGUUGUCUCC
Trametes versicolor FP-101664 SS1 is the source of this 1343-nucleotide messenger RNA. RefSeq names its product alpha/beta-hydrolase. Gene Ontology annotation, molecular function: hydrolase activity. NCBI's taxonomy places the organism in Eukaryota, Fungi, Basidiomycota, Agaricomycetes, Polyporales, Polyporaceae. The transcript has 3 exons. The coding region runs from base 1 to 1227 and encodes 408 amino acids. The record is from RefSeq and is a predicted model, not a curated record.